CUUCUGACUGCUCCUGUGGCUCCUCCCACAGGCCCCUGUAUAAAGGCGAUUGAAGUCUGAUCCUCUGCCUCAUUCUCCAGGAUGUAAUAUGAUGGUCACUCACUGCUGGUUCCUUCUUCAGUCAAUAAAAGCCGAUAUCUCACCUUACGUCUCAGAGUGAGUUGUUGAUGGUGCAUCAAUUUUAUUGACUGGAUGUUUUAAAACAUGGAAACCGUUUUACGUCCGGAAAGGUUGGAUUUGGACCCUCAAGACCCUGAAGCAGCUCUUGCCUUUGAACACUGGCUUGCAUGCUUCCACUCAUACUUGGCGGAGCUUCGUGCGACUGACCCUGCUGUUAUGUACAGAAUUCUCCUCUCGAGGGUCACCCCAAAAGUUUAUUCCAUUAUCUGGGACCUGCCGACCUAUGAUGGGGCACUGGACACCCUCAAAAGACAGUACCUGCGGCCGAUGAAGACCGUCUACGGAAGACAUCGUUUAGCUACCCGGCGACAGCGGCCUGGAGAAUCGAGCACCGGGUUUCUCCGAGCACUACAGACACUCGUCCGAGCUUGUGACUGCAAGACGCUCACGGCAGAACAGCAUGCGGAGCUGCUAAUGCGAGAUGCCUUUGUGACGGGACUGAGGUCAGUGUACAUGCGCCAGCGACUGCUGGAACACUCCAAUCUUACCUUGCGCUCGGCGAUCGAGACGGCCAACGCUCUGGAAGCUGCUCUGCACAAUGCUGACGCUGUCCAGUCGCGCAAUUCCCCGCCGGUUCCAUGGACACCUCAGACCCCGCCACCGCCGACUCCCGUGAACGAAAUCGCCACUGCCAGUCUCGAUUCCACGAGCUCCCCGAACCCAACCACGGUGGUGGCCCGUCAGAAGCCUGUGCUUUGUUAUUUCUGUGGCCACAAAAAACACCCUCGUAAACGCUGUCCAGCGCGAGAAACGACCUGCUCUAGCUGCGGAAAGCGGGGCCAUUUCGCCAAGGAAGUCUGUCACUCUACCAGUUUGGCUGAUGUCCCCGGGGCCAGUGCUGCUCCGGAAACAUGUGAGGAGCAAUAAAUACUCCCGGCUGGUCGAGAGGGUUCACCUUCUGCAUGCAAACCCCCAGUAUGCUUACGUGGUCUUACCUGAUGGGCGGGAGGACACAGUCUCCAUCUGCGACCUGGCGCCCGCAGGUGCAGCAGACCACUACCCUGAACACUCUCCGGUAACUAUGAACCCUGUACCCGAGGUGACACUGCGCUCACCAGGCCCUACAUGGACUCCUCAUGACAUUUCUAUACCAGGUGCCUCGCACAUGCAUGAGCUGGAACCAGCACAACCUCCGUCUCCUGUGCAAUCACCAAUGUUGCCGGCAUCGGUGCAAUCACAGCCGGUGCUACGUAGAUCGCAGUGACAGAUUCGACCACCUGAUAGACUUGACCUGUAAGAAACUUCGCCACAUGGGGACUCUUUCAAACAAAGGGGGGUGAAUGUGGUGAACUAUGUGCCUGUCUGGACACGCCCCCUUCUGACUGCUCCUGUGGCCCCUCCCACAGGCCCCUGUAUAAAGGCGAUCAAGGUCUGAUCCUCUGCCUCAUUCUCCAGGAUGUAAUAUGAUGGUCACUCACUGCUGGUUCCUUCUUCAGUCAAUAAAAGCCGAUAUCUCGCCUUACGUCUCAGAGUGAGUUAUUGAUGGUGCAUCACAAUGACCCUUCCCACCUCAGCCAUCCUCUCUCCCCCAACCCAAUCCCCAACUUGCUUGCUGUGAAAUCGAUACAAAAGGUUGAAAAUUUGGACCACCAGACUGGAGGACAGCUUCCACCUUGCUGUUAUCAGACUCUUGAAUGGACUUCUUGUAUGUUAAAGUUGAAUUCUUGUUCUUCCAAUCUCUCUCAUUAGAGCCCUCAUACCUUACCAGUGCACUGCACAGCACUUCGCUUGUAGCUGCAACACUUACACAUUCUGUUUUCUGUUUACUACCUCAAUGUACCUCAAUAUAUGGCAGGGCCUACAAAUAAAGUUUGCUAUUUCAGUACAUGUGGAAAUAACAAACAUA
This is a messenger RNA of Hypanus sabinus (Atlantic stingray), 2026 nucleotides long. RefSeq lists its product as uncharacterized. The record is from RefSeq and is a predicted model, not a curated record. The coding region runs from base 205 to 1047 and encodes 280 amino acids. NCBI's taxonomy places the organism in Eukaryota, Metazoa, Chordata, Chondrichthyes, Myliobatiformes, Dasyatidae. Gene Ontology annotation, molecular function: nucleic acid binding; zinc ion binding. The transcript has 2 exons.